Messenger RNA from Drosophila navojoa, 1613 nucleotides. Its product is annotated as beta-1,3-galactosyltransferase 1. Gene Ontology annotation, cellular component: Golgi membrane. The record is from RefSeq and is a predicted model, not a curated record. Lineage: Eukaryota; Metazoa; Arthropoda; Insecta; Diptera; Drosophilidae. Gene Ontology annotation, molecular function: hexosyltransferase activity. Gene Ontology annotation, biological process: protein O-linked glycosylation.
CACAACAACAUACAAAUAAUGCCCGGAUAUCUAACAUAAGUGUUAUCUGGAACCAAGAAAAAGAUAGUGUAAAAACAUAAUUCGUGAAAAUGAAAAUGUGCAGUCUGCACUACUUAUUGAUUAAUGUCCUGUGAUAUUUACUUGUAAAGACGAUCAAUAUAUUGUAUGCAGAAUGAAAGCUAGGCACACAGCUUGGCGCAGUACGGAGUGCAUCAUAUAAUUGCAAUCACCAGAAGCAAUGGGCUAUGCAACACGUGACGCCGUUGAGCUAGCGGAACAAUGCACGCUGCUCGACGAUCAGGCUGACGACGAAUCGCAUUUAAGUCAGGUAGUAUGUCGUGAUGCAAGAAAACUGCAUCAUCGACGUCAACGUUUGCGAUUAUCAUCGCCAAGGUUUUUACGCAGAAUUUGCCAUUUCGUGCUGUUGAUAUUCGUAUAUCUGUUCUUUCGGUACAUAAUCCUGCCUAACAUUUCAAUAUAUGAGCAAAAAAGACAUGUUCCGCUGGCAGAUUGGUCGGCGAAUACGUCACUGGACAUCAAGGACUACAUACAGCCACAGCAGGAGACGGCUCUCAUAAUACCCCGUGACUUUUGUCGUAAUAAAACGUUUCUGAUUAUUGCCGUCUGCACCGGCCUAAACAAUUUCGUGGAACGACAAACAAUACGAGAAACCUGGGGAAAUACAACAGAAUUCAAUUACCCGGCAUUUGCGAAGCUGCACGCACACCUGAAGGGCCCGUAUCAGCCGCCGAUGGAAAAACGUUUGCAGUUCUAUGCGGACUAUCUAAAAGGCGAAGGCGAAAACAUAACGGCCAGUGUACGCAUUAUAUUCAUAGUCGGUCGCCAUAGCUAUGAAUCACACUUGAGCAAUGAAACCCUGGUGAGAUUACACAGCGAAGCGGAACUCUACAAUGAUAUUAUUCAAGAAGACUUCAUUGAUACGUACAAUAACCUUACAUUGAAAUCUGUGAUGGCCCUGAAGCAUAUUACCAAAAGUUGUUUGAAGACUUGCGCUUACUUUCUUAAAUGCGAUGAUGAUACGUUCGUUAACGUACCCAAUAUUUUGCAUUUUCUACUCGGCGGCACGGUGCCGCUCUAUAACGACACGCUCGACUAUCAUGAUCGUGGCUCAAUGGUGGUGAUGGCUCAGCGCAAUAGGUUGAAUUCCACAAGCAACGUGAUGAUAGGACAUCAGUUUUGUAAUGUGGUGCCCGUCAGCGACGUCAGCAGCAAGUGGUAUAUCCCAUACUAUAUGUAUCAGGGCGAAGUAUAUCCCAAGUAUCUGUCUGGUGCCGGUUAUCUAAUGUCCAUAGAUGUGGUCGAACGUUUAUUUGAGGCCUCUCUAAAUACAUCAUUAAUUUACCUUGAAGAUAUUUAUAUUACUGGACUCUGCGCCAAUCGCGCGAAUAUCAAGCGAAAACAUCAUCCUCUGUUUAGCUUCACGAGCUCCCCACAUUUGUGCGCUUUCAAGGGCAGCAUCACCCAGCAUCAGAUCAAAGAAGCGAGCAUGGUCGAAGCAUAUCGGUUUGUAACUAAUUAUACCAAAAUAUGUCCACCACCGGGACGUUACUUAAAUCAUAUGCGAUUAAGGAAUCGAAAUAAUUGUUAGAUAA